Molecule: messenger RNA, 537 nt
Organism: Sphenostylis stenocarpa
Lineage: Eukaryota; Viridiplantae; Streptophyta; Magnoliopsida; Fabales; Fabaceae
Source: the annotation of a GenBank genome assembly
AUGUGGAAUGCAUUCUACUUCCUCACUGGCCUUAGAAGAUAUUUUGCACAGAUCAUGAAAACAUGUGGAACUAAUGAAAAGAUGAAACCAAGAAAAGGAAAAUGGCAGGUGGUGGACAUUAAUUCUAUAAAUGGAUUGGCUCUACAGCACGUGGAGAGAGACCCCACAUGCUACGGAAACUUGAGCAGGUCAAAUACAGGAGGUAAACAACUCGCACGUAUUAUAUUUGUGAGAAAAGAAAAAGAUAUAACCAUGGGUUUUCUUCACAAGCUUUGGGACGAAACCUUGGCGGGUCCCGCACCUGAAACGGGUCUGGGCAAGCUCCGAAAGUUCAACUCCGUCUCCGGCAGCAGUGCCCUCCGCUCCACGGUCGCGGAGGAUAUCCCGAUCAGCCGCAGUAUCACCAUUGUUCGUACUCAAGCUGCUUUCGGAACCACCACAAACUCUGCUCCUGCUUCUCCUGCUUCUUCUGCGCCUGCCUCCCCUCGCACCCCCUUAUCUCGUUCGGUGGUUAUGAGUGCUCUGGAUCGCUUUUGA